Molecule: messenger RNA, 3575 nt
Organism: Ricinus communis (castor bean)
Lineage: Eukaryota; Viridiplantae; Streptophyta; Magnoliopsida; Malpighiales; Euphorbiaceae
Product: calponin homology domain-containing protein DDB_G0272472
Exons: 5
Coding region: 625-3354 (909 amino acids)
Source: RefSeq, a predicted model, not a curated record
UUUAUUUAUUUUUUCUUCUUAAAUUAUGAUUAUUUAUAAAUUCAAAAUUAACUUGAGAAAUUUUAAGUUGCAAACUGUUGUUAGACACAAGAAAUUGUAGAAUUCUUAACUAACAAAUUUGCUUUUUAAGAAAUAAAAUAUACUUUUAAAAGUCAAUAUUAUUGCAUGAAUUUAUUAAAGCUUACUUAAAUGAAGAAAAUCGAGUUUACGAACUAAAUUCAAAAUUUUCUUGCAGCCUUCUCAAAAAAAUUAAAAAUAAAAAUAUCUUGGAGCCACGUGUCUCGCAACUAAAGCAAUUGUCUACCAUAUCGCUACUCUUUAGAGCAGCAGAUACCACUCUCCAGCCAAAAAGAAAAAGAAAAGACCGUUGAAACUCAAAUGCCCUCAAUCAGUAACGGCUAGUUUCCAUUUAAAAGAAAAUUUGUAAAAAGCCAACAAAUCCUCAAAUUUGUUUUUGAAAAAAAAUCUUUUCCAGUCUGCUUCAAUCCCUCUGAUAGAACUCAAAAUAAUUCUUGUAUUCAAUUCAUAUAAUCUUCAAUUUCUCCAUCUCUUUAAUCACUUAAAAGUUUCUUGGUCUGCUAUUCUUUUGUUAUAUGUAAUUUGUCUAAAUAGGUUCUUAUAGCAAUGGAUCUUGGUUGCUUAGAUUUGGGAUGCAUUUCUGUGUUGGAUAAGCAAAGCACUGAGACAAAUCUUGACCAUCAUAAGAAAGAAUGUGAUGCCAGUGAAAAUGUUACUUCAGCUACUAAGACUGGAAAGAGUAGAUCACCAAAAGGUACUGGACAAUCAACCCUGAAUGCUCUAAAUAAGUUUACAUCACAGAUUAAGAAGCCGCCUCAUCGUAAGAAUUCUCCUAUAAACUGGUUCCCUCGCAAAAAGGUCGACUCUUACUUAAAGAGGAAAAUCAAAAUGCUGCAGGAAAUAGAUGGCAUGAAUUUGACUCUUGAUGAGACUUUAGGCGAUUCUAAUCCACAUUAUUCAAGAGUCUUGAGAGAAAAAAUGGCAGCAAGAGAGGCUGCACAGGCAGCAAUGGAGGCGCGAAAAGCUGCAUUAGUGGAAGCAUCUUGGUGUAAAAUACUUAGAGCAGCCAGGAUCCAGUGCAAAGAAGCAGAAACUAUCCUGUUAAGGGCUGAGAAAACUGCAUCUGAAGCUUUUGAAGCAGCAACAGCUCUUGGAGUGAUAAUGUAUGAUACACCAAAUUGCCCUCAAAAGCCUAGCAAAAUUGAAACAUUAACAGUUGAUGGAGGGAGAUCUACCACUCAUACUGUCACAGCAUCUUUUGAUACUGCAUUUGAUGUAGAUAAAGAAGUAGCAGCAGCAGUUAAAAGUGCAUUUAUUAGGCUUUCAAGGUGCCCUUCUUUUGACAAAGAUGAAUUCAAAGAACUGUUGUGCAAAAUCAGUCAGAACCCAGAUAUGGGUGAUCAUAAUAAUAAUCAGGAAGUAUUAGAGAUUUCUUCGGAAUACGAAUCAGAAUCAGGGUCGGAACCUGAAACAAUGUUGCAGAAUGAUGGCUUUAGUGCUAAAGACGAUAACUGCAAGUUGCCUACUAUGGAUACAAGACAGAAGAAGUACAAGAGGAGGCAACCUUUGGAGAAACUUAAUAUGGCAAAACUUGUGGACAUGAUGCUUGAUAGGCUUAGAUGUUUAAAAGAAGAUGAACUUUCUUCUUUGGCCACUAUAGUGGCAACUUGCGGUUUAAAUGCUGCCUUGGCAGAAGAAGAAAGCAGUAAGUUGCAUGAUCCAGGCUCUGCUGCUGAUUAUACCUCAAGUUCUAACAUUCCUCGUAGAAUGUCUAACAUUCCACGUAGAAUGCCUUCUGCUGGAGCAGGAUCAAUGAGGUAUUCGAAUCUCGAGCAGAUGAGAAGGAAGCAAGUUGAGUCAGAACUACCAAGUUUGGACAAGUUUUUGGUGAAGCACAUGACGAAACUUGAAAGAGAGGUGCAAGAAGCCAAGAACAGCAGGAGAAAUGGCUCUGCAGAAGGAAAUAUAGAGAAUGCAGAUAAAAUUGACCAAGGAACAGGCAAUUUAGCUAAUAAUACUUUACAUGAGAGUAUUCCUAAUUUGGGGAGUAUUCUUGUGAAGCAUUCCCCUAAGUUGGAGAAAGAGUUAGAAGAAGCAAAGAAGAAUUCACGGAAAAUUUUUGAAUUUCCUUGUAAGAAAGCAGCCAGUGAUUUAACUUCAUCGGAGGCCAUACCUAACCUUGGAAGCAUACUGAUAAAGCAUUCAUCAAAGCUUGAAAAGGAAGUCCUACAGAUAAGAAAAAACUCCAACAAAGAACUUAAGAGUGAUAGCAAGGAACUUGAAAGAGCGCCAAAUAGGGCAAUCAGUCAAAGAAAAGAAGAUGUUCUGGAAGUCCCUAGCCUGGAUAAGUUUCUGGUAAAGCAUGUAUCAAGACUCGAAAAGGAGGUCCAAGAAGCGAAGGACAGAAGGAAAAAUGACCUAAUUGAAAAUAAGAAAGUUAAUUCAUCUACUUCUGUCUCAGAAUCAGAGCUUGAAAAGGAAGUCCUACAGAUAAGAAAGAACUCCAAAGAAUUUAAGAGUGAUAGCAAGGAACUUGAAAGAGCGCCAAAUAGGGCAAUCAGUCAAAGAAAAGAAGAUGUUCUGGAAGUCCCUAGCCUGGAUAAGUUUCUGGUAAAGCAUGUAUCAAGACUCGAAAAGGAGGUCCAAGAAGCGAAGAACAGAAGGAAAAAUGACCUAGUUGAAAAUAAGAAAGUUAAUUCAUCUACUUCUGUCUCAGAAUCAGAGAAAAAUACAAGUUCUUGUAGUGGAGAAGCAGCAGCGGCAGAGAAGGAAAAUGUUGACAUGAACAAAGAAGAGGAUAGCUUGGACAAGAUUUUGGUCAAGCCAUUGCAUAGACUAGAAAGGGAGAAAAUGCAGGCCUCGUCAUUGAGAAACAACCAUGGUAUUCGCAAGCACCAGAACAAACUUGGAGGAGAUAAUGCUGCAGGUUGUGAAGGUCUAGACAAAGUUUUAGUGAAGCAUGUAUCUAGACUAGAGAAAGAGAAAAUGCAAUUCAUAUUGAAGGAGGAAGAAGAAGAGAUGAAGGUAAAGGCAAGCAGCAGAAAUGUGCAAAGGCAGAUGAAUGAACAAGGUAGCUUGGACCAAAUUCUAGUUAAACACAAAUCAAGGCUUGAAAGAGAGAAGAAGAUGGCAGCAUCUCAGGAACCUGGAGGAGGAGAUGAUAUUAGACUUUCUGCAGUAUCGCGCAGAGAAGCAAGGGAAAGAGAGCUGCAAGAAGCAUGGGGAGGAUUAAGUUUAGGGAAUUCCAUCAAGCCACAUCUCUCCAAACUUGAAAAAGAUAAGGCUGCUUGGAUUAAAGCUGAAGAAGAGGAAAGAAGGCGUGCAGUAGAGAGUUAAAUAUUCUUUCUGACAUGCAUUAACAACACCCAAAUACUUCGUUCCUUGAUUCUUUCUCUUGAAUCUUUAUUUAUUUGUAUAGUGUGUAUAUUUUUGGUGCAUGUUCUUGCAUUGGAAGAGAAACAUAUACCCUACUGUAAUCUGAAGCUCUUUCUUUAAUCUUUGAUCUUCAAGUCAAAUUAAAGAGAAUAUAUUUUAGCAUGUAUUUAUGUUCUUGGCAA